Molecule: messenger RNA, 834 nt
Organism: Ceutorhynchus assimilis (cabbage seed weevil)
Lineage: Eukaryota; Metazoa; Arthropoda; Insecta; Coleoptera; Curculionidae
Source: the annotation of a GenBank genome assembly
AUGAAAUUGGUGAACAAUUUUAAAACAGAGCUAAAUACGCUUAAUGGUAAAGUUGCAGCAUUGGAAUCUAGAAUUGACACAGUUGGACAAACGGAUGAAAUAGAACAAAUGGCCCAACUUGGGAAAAAGAUUGCUGAAGUGAAUGCUCAUGAUACCCGUUACAGGGAUACUGCGACUAAUGGCAAAGAUGAAACUACUGAUAUCAUUAAGCAAUACUUGCAUGAACAAUCGGAACAACUAACAAACAAACUGGAUUCUGUUGUGAGUGCCAUCAAGAGCGCGAAUAAGGAUCUUGUAAGCUUUUUAACCACAUCAGAUCACUUUCAAGCACAAAAUAAAGCACAACCUAAAAAAGAUGUACUAGUUUUGAAAAACAAUAGUACUGAGGAAAAUAAGGCUUUGAAUAAUAAGAUGCAGCCUACACUAGAAGUAAAAGCUUCAAGUGGAUCAAACUCUGCGUCUGGAGCUAGUGGUAGAAUUUGUUCUGGGCCUGAACGUCCUAGUCUAAAAGUGGCGAAUAAAAACAUAGGUGAAAGAAUGGUAAAACUUAGUUGGGUUUAUCUCUCCAAUCUAGAUAUUGAAACAAAACCAGAUGAUAUUCUGGCUGUACUCGACCCUAAGUUUACUCAUAUUUACCAAUGUCAUAAACUACCCUCAAGAUUUGAAAAUCCAAAUAGUGCAGCCUUCAAACUGGGUAUUCCUGAAGAACUGGAAGAAAAGUACCUUUCCACGAACUUUUGGCCUGAUGGCUGUGUUGUUGGCCGAUAUAAAAAUGUGGAACCUCAACCCCAACUGGCUCCACAUUCACGCCAACCUGAUCACAAGUUAAAUUAA